Messenger RNA from Suillus plorans, 7248 nucleotides. RefSeq lists its product as uncharacterized. Gene Ontology annotation, molecular function: GTP binding; GTPase activity. The transcript is spliced from 43 exons. Bases 92 to 7036 code for a protein of 2314 amino acids. The record is from RefSeq and is a predicted model, not a curated record. NCBI's taxonomy places the organism in Eukaryota, Fungi, Basidiomycota, Agaricomycetes, Boletales, Suillaceae.
GGGUUACCUCGCCGACUCGGAGGCACUAGACCGCAACACCAACUAUAUAAAGUGGUCCCCUCAGCCCUGUUCUUCGCAUUCAUCCACCAUCAUGGACGAAUCGUAUGAACCACCAAGGCUGUUUCCAGUCAGUGCCAGUCAAUCUAUACAGCCCUUCAAGCAGAAGAUAGACAAGGGGAAAGGAGUCGAUCGUGGCGAUAGCAGUUUUCGUUUUGCCCAGGGCUCAUAUUCCCGUGCAUCUACACCAUCGAUCAUGAUCGACGAGAUGGACGAUGAUGAGCCCUUGGCAUCACAAGCACCCCCAGCGUUGAAAGGUGACGCGGCAGACUCUAUCUGCAUGUCCGAGGAUUCGGACGACUUCUAUCAUUCAGUAAGAUCAGGUGAUGCAGAAGACUUCAUGGACGUAGAAGAUUCCUCUCCGCAUAAUGAUGCUCGUGACCUUGCCCAGUCGAUUAAUGGGAUGUAUCGGGUGCUGGAUUUGAUUAACGAAGAAGGGAGUGGCGGGCUAGUGGACAAAGUUAUCAUAGCGCAAGAUUCACUCCGUGCAUUCAUCAACAGUGUUUGCCCAGGCACAUAUGUGUCUAUGACGAAAGUAAACUUCAACGCUCUAGACCGCUUCAUCGUGAAGCCUAUUGGCGUGUACGGAAGUAAGAGUGAAAUUGUACGACUCCUGUCGUCCCUGGGUGUUGUCGAUGAAGAAAUCGCGAAACAACUCAUCACGAACCAAAGUGACUCCAACGUUUCAAUGCCGAGUCUUCGUUCUGGGCUGUACAUCGUCCGAGCAGUUUGCGAGGCUACACCUGACCAACAGCUUUUCCUCAUCUACUGGCCGGAGGAUUCGACAUGGGAUGACUCAGCUCCUUCGUCUGUGAGACGCAACCGCGUGACCUUUAUGAGAUACCUUACGAAAAUGUGUGAUCAAGUCACAGCACUCAUUUCCCAAGAGCAUGCUCAAUCUAUCGUAUGGAAUUCCCAGGAAGGCGAAGACAUCGUCAUGGAUCUGGACGAAGACCACGAUGAGUCCAGUAGGCUGUUCACUUUUGAAGUCGCGAAAACAAAUGAGCAGGAGGAGGCAGUAAAGCCGCGCCCGGGAUUCAAGGCUAUAUCCAAGCAUAUAGUCAUGCCCCAGCCUCACCCAGAGGCACCGGUGGACGUCAAAGUGCUUAAGCCUGAGUUGUUGCAUGGUGAAACGACUCAAGGGUUCAUGACCGUCGCAUUUCAACCGGGCAGGCUCAAUGCCGAAUCCAUGAAAAAUCAAUCGUUAACUAGCAUCCAGUUAAGCAAUUACCUAAAGAAUGAUGCCUUACUGAUCAGCAAGGGCCUGGAUCCAGAUGCCCUGAGUAUUCUGCUAUACAGUGGCAUCCAGGAUCGUUUCCGACAACAGAGUGAACAGUUUCGGCAGCAAUCCGCGACUAUCUUAUCGAAUACCAGGUCCAACAAGGAGUCAGAGACAAUGAGGGUUACAAAGGACUUGAAGAGGGGGGAGCCUUCUCUGACUAAGGUCUUUCAUCAGGCCUUAGUCGAUGCUAUCAUCGAGAAAUUUCCUAUCUUCACUCACGAAUCUUUCCCAUGUCCUACAGAACGCGAGCAGGGCGGCAUGUCGACUCUAGAUUCAGGUGUGGCUGAUAUUCCAAUUGGUACCGACUCUUCUACCCCCGCUGUCAAUCCCUCUCCGGAUCCCACCGGACAGGAACAGGAACGUCAUUCAGUGCGAAAUGACCUUAACACUCUCAUUGCCUUAUAUCCAGACAUAGGUGAAGAGCUUCGUCGCAAAGAGCAUUCGGAGAAAAUCAACGCGCGAAAUUUCAAGGACUGCAAAGAACGGAUCUGCAUUGCGCGGAAUGUCCUUGGUAACUCUGCUGACAUGCCGAAGGAAUCCCGUGAAAGUUUCAUCAAUAUCAUUCUCCGCGAGGACAUGUCACACGUUAAGGAAACCUUGAAAUCGAUCAGCAAAGGAAACGUUCCGCAUGAGAAGCCCAGAGGAAUAGUGUCCACUGUCUGGAGUAAAUUCACUUCGAUCGUCUUACCUGACCUGGAUUUGCAUAUCUUCGGUAAGACGUUAAAGGAGGCAGAUGCUGAUUCUAUCAGCGACGCUCAGUUCCUCACGGAGUUGGAUAAUGCCGAAAUACCCCCUAUCUUGCGAAAAAUCGUAGAAGACACUAAGGCAGCUGCUCUGGAUCACUUUAGAUCAAACUUGACGAAGCAGACCCGAUUUUUAGUGCAUUUUGCGCUGCGCAUACAAACCGAACAAUGCUCACUUCAGGUUCAGAGAGAAGCUGCCAGCCAUGAAGAGGAGCAACUUACUGAGUUGCGGAGGUCGUUCAUCCAUGAAAUCAACGAUCUUUCGCAAACAGGAUAUCAUGCGUACACCUUCGUUAUUGAUUCCGUCGAGAAGACACGAAAAUAUUACUCAUCAGAUAUAUUCAUCUCUGGCCAAAGGGAAUAUUUCCAGGAUCCUGUCUGUGAAUUCUCCGUCCAUCUCAUGCAGCUGAUGGAACACGACCAACAUUCAUUAAAAAUGGACCCUACCAUGAUUCCCUCGCCGAAAUUCAUUGGCAGGCACGUGUACUCUUUCAAGUUACCUCUCGGAGAUUCAGUCGCGAGAGCGCAACUUCUUUCAGGCGAUAAGAUCUUACUCGCAACGACUGAUCGGCAUGGGAACCUAAUGGUGUUCCUGGAAAGCCUCCACGCGAUCGAAGGCGCCUUGGCUCAGAGCCGCGGGAAAAAGCUGAAUCGCGAUAAAAUCGGCGAAUUUAUUCUCGCAUUUGACGAGUCGAAGCGAUUGCUCAGUGUCGUCGCUAGAGAGAAGCUUUUAUUGCACAUCUUUAUUCAUGACAACACCCGUGGUUUCCAGGCUUCUGGCAGCGCGAUCAACUUGACUCAGUGGUAUGGCGAAGGAGUCUCAAUCAUUCAUGCGUGCUUCAUCUGUGGUAGCGAAGAGCUACUGCUCGUUGAUUCAUUGGCACAAGCCAGAAUAUACUCCUUGACAACGAUGCAGUUUAGACCCGCAACACUUAAUCUCAUUCAGAUACCUAAGGCAGUUUACUCCACUCCAGAUGGUUCUUGUUUGAUUGCCGCUCACGUGUGUGGCUCUGGAUUGACCUUGACUGCCUAUCACUGGAGUACCUUCGGCUCGACAGAUGGCGUCCCGCUCGAAAUUCCAGAUCUUCCCUUGGAUCAACCGCUGCUAUUGACUUCUUUAAUAAAAAGGAGCAUCGUUCAUCUGGUUACGCUUGACAUCGACUCAAAUUCUUGUCGAUCAUUCGCUCUCGACAUCACUCGCAGGGUGACGGAGUUUACCUUUAAAGAGAAGGGCGGACGAGGAGGAGUUUCUCAGUCCGAGAACGCCACUGCACAUAACUGUCUCAUUGAUUGUCACGCCGACGUGUGGACUCGUUUCCCUGUUCUCCCUGCCGUUCAGCGGGAGACGAUCACGUCGUCCAGUAACAGAUGUCCGCGAACAUUGGUGUUCAUUACAAAUCGGGACCAUCAUAUGUUCUCACCGCACUUCCACGACCUUAUUUACAACUUUGAAAGGACGUCAAAGAAGCCAACGGGAACCAUCCUAAAAUCAAUGACCAUCUCUGCCAUCACAUAUUCCGAUUUUUCCAAUAGCCUCCUUAGAGCUGCCGACUGGAGCGUGUCGAAGUUCAGAGCCGGGGAAUGGUUGGUGGACAUCCUCUGCCUCAUUCCAAUUCACAUCGCAGUGACGAGAGAGAAUCGUUUCAUUCCACUCAAGGAUGGUGUAUAUUCAACCGAACUUGAGAAGUCCCUCCUUGGCGCAGAUGUUAACCGCAUUGUCAAUCACCUGUCUUUUGGUUGGUAUGAAUCUUUGUUCCAGUCGUACAUGGCGAAAAAGCCGGUCAAAGUUGUGUCGUCCAUGGGCGAACAAUCGGUGGGGAAGAGCUUUUCCUUGAACCAUCUUGUGGAUACGUCAUUCGCGGGAUCGGCCAUGCGUACGACAGAAGGGGUUUGGAUGUCAGUAACUCCGACCAAAGAUGCUCUUAUUGUUGCUUUGGAUUUUGAAGGUGUUCAUAGUAUUGAGCGUUCUGCUCAAGAAGAUACAUUGCUCGUGCUAUUCAAUACUGCGAUCUCUAACUUGGUGCUAUUCCGGAACAACUUCGCCUUGAGUCGAGACAUCACAGGCUUAUUCCAGUCGUUCCAAUCAAGCUCGACUGUGCUCGACCCAGCAUCUAACCCGAGUCUAUUUCAAUCAACGUUGGUGAUCAUCAUUAAAGAUGUCGUGGAUUCGGACAAAGCAGAAAUCACCCGAGAAUUCGCCCUCAAGUUUCAGCAGAUAGUUCAGGACGAACAAGAGGCCAACUUCAUUUCACGCCUCCACGCUGGGCAGUUGAAUAUCAUUCCUUGGCCGGUAAUCGAGUCGCAGGAAUUCUAUAAGCUGUUCCCAACUCUCAAACGUCGGUUGGACAAACAAAAAUUGACGCAUAAUACAGCAGGAGAAUUCCUCCAUGUUAUGAAGACCUUGAUGGCGAAACUGAAGGCAAAUGAUUGGGGCGCUCUAUCACAAUCGAUGGCCUCGCAUCGAGCACAACUUCUAUUAGAAAUGUUGCCAAAUGCUCUGGCGUUCGGACUGCAAGAAGUCAAUCCUGAUACGGAACCUUUGAAGAACUUGGAUGAUGAUGUCACGAUCGGGAUGCCCGAUACUCCGGCGGAGUUUUCAUUGGCAGGGGGGCCGCAAUCUUCUUCUCGCGAGACCGCUCUCCAAGUUCUGUCUCGUGCAUGGGAAGACUAUGGUUCUCGCCAUCACGUGCCGGAGGAUCUUUGGAUUGAGAAUUUGAUCGCUCACCUCGACAAUUUGGUCAAUUUACGCGUCGCACAUGUCCACGAGUGGAUAACGUCCAACGUCACUCGCUUCCAAAACGGGCAAGCAAGCAUCGACGAGCUCAUGAGAACGUUUGAAAGCGCGACAGUAGACCUGAAGAGCAACUUGCAGUUGUGCAAGAUGAAAUGUGGAACUUGCGAGCUGCUCUGCAUUCAGAGCAGAUUUCAUGACGAACAGCAUGACUGCCAGACGUCUCACGAAUGCAUACAUUCUUGCGAUUUCUGUGCGUCAUCGGGAGAAACGAAGCCUUGCACCAUGUCAGCGGGGCAUCCAGGCAACCACAUAUGUAUUGUAAAUGCGCAUCUUUGUGGUCAAGCCUGCAAAUUUUCCGGGAGACAGGGAUGUCUGGAUGAGUGUACGAAGGUGAUCGGUCAUACAGAAGACGACCAUCUGUGUGCUGCUAUUGUGCAUGCCUGCGGUCAGCCCUGCGAUCUGUCAAAGCUCAGGUUGGAUGACGGAUCCAGUCCCCCUUGCCGUGGUACUUGUGGUAUUCCAAGUGACGUGGAUCAUGACCAACACCUGUGCGAUGCUCGACUUUGCUCUUUCCCUUGCCAACUUUGCAAGAGACUCUGUGCGAAUACAGACCAUCUUCACGGUUUGGAAGACGGCGCUAUCCAUCUUUGCGGGGAGGAGCAUUCGUGUUCCGUGCAGUGCACUGCCGAGGGCAUCUGCGAGAUUGAGACUGCGCCACAAUCGAUCGAAGCGACGUUCACCGGAAGGCACGAGACGUUUCAGUACACGAAGUACUCGCAAGUGGCUAAACGACUUAGAUGUGCCAAGUCGAUACCACCAGGCCAGGUAGCCCAUACAGGUCGGCACAACCAUAGUUUGGAUCAAAGAGUGGUGCAUUUCUGCAGAGCAAAGUGUGAUCACUGUGGGUACUAUUGUACAUUGCCGCUCGGUCAUCCGCAGCAAGAGCAUGAAACGAGACACGGAUCCAUGUCCUCGUCACGAUGGGCAGUCGAUGGCCCAGAUGAUACGGGUCUCGAGGUCGAAGGCCGUCGCUUCUCGUCAAAUGAUGAGGGUGCACCGAUGAUGUGCAACCUCGUCUGUCAGGCGGUGGGCAGACACAUCCACAUUGACUACUGUCGCGCCUCGGAUGCUGCCGCUUGCACAGGGAAUAACGAGGUUCAGCAUAUCUCUAAGCGAAUACUGCCUAACCCGGAACGUGCCAAGGACUAUAUGACGCACAAUCUCUUCUGGCGGCGGGCCGGCUUCAAAGACCCCUAUUCUCGGGAGGAGCAAGCAAAUUUCGCCAAGUGUGACUCAAUGUGUAGCGGUCCCGAGCACACUGCUGCAGCCGGAAAUGCUGCUCAGCCAUCCUAUUGCUCCUUACCUUUGUUUCACCCACGGAUGGAUCCUAACAAUGCCCAAGUCGGUUUAGGAUACGUUUCCAAUGACGGACAUCUCUUCGCAUGCAGGAAUCCCGUGAUUAUGCAGCAAGCAUUCCAUGUAAUCUUUGUAGCUGAUAGGUGCGAGACAAUAUUUGCCUGGCUGCUAUUGCUGAUUAUUAGUAGAUCUGGCUCCAUGGCCUCUGGUGACAGACAUCCCCUCCCGAACACGCCUGCCUCGGACAGAAUCGUGCGACGCUCUAACAACCGCUUUGGUGCUGUGCUGUCUUCCCUAUAUAGCUUCUGGUCUGCCCGUGCUGUAGCAAUUGGUGGUCAACAAGCAGCCCGACGCGACUCAUACAGUGUUAUUCUGUUUGAUCAUUCCAUUGUGAAUGCCCUCGUACACGAUUUCGUCAGUUCUCCGGACCAAUUACUUGACGCCGUUUUGCGUUAUGAUGCCGAUGGAGGCACGAACUUUACUGCAGCAAUUCAGCGGGCUCAAUCGGUCAUGGAACAACAUUGGAGCACGGAAAGGAGCCCUGUAAUCAUAUUUUUGUCGGAUGGCGAGUGUCAUAUUGCGGAUCAAACUGUUCAAGAUUUGUGCCGCUCCGCGGUUCGUCUUGGCAAAGCUUUGUCUUUCCACGCAGUAUCAUUUGGUCCAGAUAGAGCUUCUACCUCCUUGCGACGAAUGACUCAAAUUGCACUUGACAUCCAGAACAACGCCCCAAGAGAUCCUUUGGCCCCACCGGCAGCAACAGUCGUGUCUUCAUAUACGCAGGCCUUAGACACGGUACAACUUGCCGAAACGUUCCUAGGAAUUGCAGAAUCGCUCAGGAAGCCGAGAGGGUCUCUCAUACAUUGAUUGAAGGAUACAUUGAACAUUCGACAGAAACGUUUGGAGGUGACGAGUUGAAAUAGUACUGGUGUAAUGUUAAUAUCAAUCAUGUUGAAUUGUCGUACAAAUGCGACACGUUGCGUGUCAUGCGAUUGCGUCAUUCAUCAAUGGUCCGAUCGCGAAACAAUUCAAGUAUAUAUCAGACUCCAUUGAUCAAGAGAACAAGAGAAUCCCAUCUA